This is a messenger RNA of Plasmodium gallinaceum, 2529 nucleotides long. It is a transcript of the gene DPAP3, whose product is annotated as dipeptidyl peptidase 3, putative. The record is from RefSeq and is a predicted model, not a curated record. NCBI's taxonomy places the organism in Eukaryota, Apicomplexa, Aconoidasida, Haemosporida, Plasmodiidae. The transcript has 2 exons. The coding region runs from base 1 to 2529 and encodes 842 amino acids. Gene Ontology annotation, cellular component: lysosome. Gene Ontology annotation, molecular function: cysteine-type endopeptidase activity.
AUGAUUUUUAGCUUUUUUUUUUUCAUAAUUAUUUUAAAUUAUAUAAAAUGUGACAUUCCUGUACAUUGUUUAAGUAGACACGUAGAAGGUACGUGGGAAAUUAAAUUGGGUUUAUUAAAAAAUAAAAAUUCAGAAAACAAAGAAUUGCAAACUUCAAAAAAAAAUAUAAUAGAAGAUAAUUUGAAUGAAAAUAGUUAUGAUUAUGAAUGUGGAUAUAGGAGACCUGAUGAUUCUAAAUUCCAUGAUGGCCUUAACCCAGAGAAAGUUAAAGAAAAUUUUGAAGAGAAAAAAAGAAAAAUUUUUGUUUUCAAUAACGAUAGGACAAUAAAUGUAAUUGAAAAUGAUCAUAUAAAUUAUGAAUAUAAAGGUUAUUGGAGAAUAAUAUAUGAUGAAGCUUUAUAUAUAGAAAUAUAUAAAGAUAUUAAAAAAAAAGAAAUAUAUUUUUCUUUUUUUAAAUUUAAACAAGAAAAUGAAGUAUCUUAUAGUUAUUGUAAUAAUUUAAUUAUAGGUAUAGUAAAUGUUUAUUACUUGAAUUAUAAUUAUAUAAAUAAAGGAAAUAUUAGUAAUUCAGGAGAUAACGUAAUAAGACAGAAGAAAAAUAUUAAUUUUCUAAAAUAUAAUAUCAGAAAAAAUAUUUUUAAAAGCAGGAAAAAUCUAAACAAUAAACAAAAUGAUUUGUACGCAUUAAAAAAAUAUAUAAAUUAUUUAGAAAUAAAAUACGAAUCGUUGAAUUAUGUAAGUCCAAAUAGUUAUUUUAGCAGCUCUCUUCAAGAAAAAGAAAAUAAGAAAAUAAAUGAAAAAAAAUAUUUUUAUGGUCUAAUUGAUUAUUACAAUGAUAAUUUUAUAAAUUUUGAAUUCCUAACAAUGGAUAGAUAUUGUUGGUACGGAAAAAAAAUAAGUGAAAUAUCGGAAUACCCAACAAAUAAAAUUCCAACUGAAAUAGUAUCUCCUCUAAUAAUUGAUGUAAAUAUGCAUAACAGAAAUUAUGAAACUAUUAAAAUGCAAAAAAAAAGAAAUAUAGAUAAAUAUCAAAAGAAAAACGUGGGAAUUAUAGAAAAGACAGAAAGAAAUGAAGGAAAAAAUAUUUUAAAUUUUAAUUUAUUUAAUAAGAAUACAUUUAAAAAAUCUAAAAAAAAUAGAUUAUUUGAUAUGUAUGCUCAUAAAAAGAUUGAAUUAUUAAACUUUGAUUGGACAAACGAAAAUGAUAUACGAAACAGAUUAGGUAAUUUUGUAAAAAUUGUUGAUAAUGCUAUUGAUCAAAGAAAUUGUGGAUCUUGUUAUGCAAAUUCAGCUAUGUUAAUUAUUAAUAGUAGAUUAAGGAUAAAAUAUAACUAUAUAAAAAAUGUUGAUCUUUUAUCUUUCAGUAAUGAACAAUUAUUGAUAUGUGAUUUUUUUAAUCAGGGAUGUUCUGGUGGGUAUAUAUAUAUUUCUCUAAAAUAUGCUUACGAAAACUUUGUGUAUACAGAUAAGUGUUUUAAGAAAUAUAUGAAUACGUAUAUAAAUAAGGAUGAAAAAAAUAAUUCUCUGUGUGACAGAUUUGACACUUUUAAAAUUUUCUUACAUAAAAGAAAUAAUUAUAUGAAAAACAUCCCAAAUAAGAAAAAAAAGAAUAUUAUGAAAAAAGUAGAAAAAAAUAAUAUUUUCGUAAUUAAUAUGAUGAAUGAAAAAAAAAGAAAAUAUUUAAAAAAUUCAGAAGAUAGCAUAAUUAAAGAUGUAAAAUUGCAUAAUAAUAGCAAUGAAAAUGAACUAAAAAAUGGUAUAGAAAGAAAUCGAGAAAUUAAUGAUAUUGGAACAAGUAACAAGGAAAUUAAUGAAAAAAAAUAUCAUGAGAAUAGUCAUAGAAAAUUUUUCAAUUAUAAAAAAAAGAAUGAAAAUAACUUUAAUAAGAAUUAUGAUGAAGAUAAUGAUGAGAGUAAUCAAAAAUAUGAUGAAGAAUUAUAUGAAGAUUAUAUAUUAAUGAAUAAACAAAUAUAUGAAAAAUAUAAGUUUGACAUAAAAAAUUUGAAUAGCUGUGAUAUAAAAGUUAAGGUAAGAAAGUUUGAGUAUUUAGAUAUAGAAGAUGAAGAAGAUUUGAAAAAAUAUCUUUACUAUAAUGGUCCUAUUGCUGCAGCAAUUGAACCAUCAAAAAAAUUUGUGAAAUAUAAAAAAGGAAUAUUAAAAGAAAACUUUAUAAAAAUGCAUGAUGGAGAAAAAUCAAAUGCAUAUAUAUGGCAUAAAGUAGAUCAUGCUGUUGUUAUAAUUGGAUGGGGAGAAGAAACGCUAGAAAGUUUUAUGAAGAAAAAUAAUUUAAAUGAAUCAGAUAUUGAUAAUAUUUCUGAUAUAAAAGAAAAAGACAAAAAUAAAAUAAUAAAAUAUUGGAAAAUUUUAAAUAGCUGGGGAACAAAAUGGGGAAAUAAUGGUUAUUUUUAUAUUUUAAGAGAUGAAAAUUACUAUAAUAUAAAAUCGUAUCUUUUAUUAUGUGAUGUUAACUUAUUUAUUAAAAAUCCACAAAAAAAAAAAAAAAAAAAAAAAGUAAUUAAUUAUAAUUAA